Molecule: messenger RNA, 2706 nt
Organism: Cyprinus carpio (common carp)
Lineage: Eukaryota; Metazoa; Chordata; Actinopteri; Cypriniformes; Cyprinidae
Product: diacylglycerol lipase-beta-like
Exons: 16
Biological process (GO): lipid metabolic process
Source: RefSeq, a predicted model, not a curated record
CAGCAACGUCAUCUGACGGAGUCGGACACAUUUCGUCGCUGCACAGCGCAGGCUAAACAACAAACCCGAGCGGCGCUGCGGCGCUUCUUCACGUCGGAUGUUAGUGAAACAGGCGUUAAUUCCCGACAUGUCGCAAUAUUAAGAUGCGGAGAAGGUCACGGGAUCGCAGUGUAAUGGGGUUUUGUAAUACACUGAAGAACGCGGAAGGAAACCUGGACUGAUUGAGAAGAUCGUUCCUCGGUCAGGAUGCCCGGGAUGGUGGUGCUCGGACGCCGGUGGCGGAUCGCCAGCGAUGAUCUCGUGUUUCCCGGAGCCUUCGAGCUGUUCAUCAGAGCUGUGUGGUGGAUCGUGACUUUAGUUCUCUACACUAACCACAAGGGAAGAUUUGACUGUCAGGGUGGAGCGAAUCUGCAUAAUUACCUCGUAGUUCUUCUGGUUCUGUUGGCCGUCAUCAUCUCGACUCUGUGUGCUGUCGUGUAUUUCAGCGCUCAAGGAACCAUCAUGAGUCCGGGGCCCCGGCGCUGUGUGCCAGCUCUGGUGUGUGUGCGCGCGCUGCUGUACGCCCCUGAGCUCGUGUGGGCGUGUCUGGGGGCCGCCUGGGUGACGCACUACAGCACGGGCUGCGAGCCCGCGGAGGUCCGCUUUGUGAUCGGAGCUGUGGUGUCCAGCUGGAUUAUUCUGCUGUCUAUGGUGGUCGGCGUGCUGGUCGUGUUCGAUCCUCUGGGCAGUGUGCGGCCGGGCGCUCUGCCGGACGUCCCGCUGGACACGGGGGAUCGGGAGGGCAGCACGUCGUCUCAGCUCUUCUACACGGCGCACACGGUGGCGUCGAGGGUUUGGGAGAGCCGUCUGCGUCUGCUGUGCUGCUGCGUGCCUCAAGACGACAACCACCGCGCCGCCUUCUCCAGCAUCGCUCAGCUCGUCAGCGGCUUCUUCCUGGACACAGACCUGGUUCCCAGUGACAUCGCCGCCGGUCUUUCUCUUCUGCAUCAGGAGCAGGACAAAGUGGAGCGCUGCCGGGACCCUGAAGAGGUGGUGUCCCAGAGCCCGUCCCCCCCGAUAAGGGAGGAUCUGGAGCUGGAGCUUGAGAAGGCCACUCAUUAUAUGCAGUUUGCAGCAGCGGCGUACGGAUGGCCGCUGUACGUCUACUCUAACCCGCUCACGGGGAUCUGCAAACUCUGCGGAGACUGCUGUCGAAGCCAUCACGUGGAGCACGACCUGGUCGGAGGAGAGCACCUGGGAUGCCACUUCAGCUCCAUCCUCCAGAGCACAGGCCUGCAGUACAGAUACUAAAAAAACAACAACUUUAAAAAAAAAUACUUCAUGAUACUGUUUCAUGAUACUAUCUACGAGAUCCCAUUUUUCGUGGCGCUGGAUCACAAGAGAGAGGCGGUGCUGGUGGCGGUGAGGGGCACGCUGUCUCUGAAGGAUGUGUUGACGGAUCUCUCGGCUGAAUGUGAGGAUCUGUGUGUGGAAGGCGUUUCAGGAACCUGCUACGCUCACAAGGGCAUUUCUCAAGCGGCACACUACAUCUACAAGAGACUGGUGACGGAUGGGAUUCUGAGCCAGGCGUUCAGCGUGGCUCCGGAGUAUGAGCUGCUGAUCUGUGGUCACAGUCUGGGAGCCGGAGCCGCGGCUCUGCUGGCCGUCCUCCUGCGCAGCACACACCCCACACUCCAGUGCUACGCCUUCUCUCCACCAGGGGGCCUGAUGAGUAAAGCGCUGGCCGAUUACUCCAAGCAGUUCGUGGUCUCGGUGGUGCUGGGGAAAGACCUUGUACCCAGACUGAGUAUCCCUAACAUGGAAGACUUGAAAAGAAGAUUGCUACAAAUGGUAUCUAACUGCAGUAAACCGAAGUAUAAGAUCUUGAUGCACGGCUGCUGGUACGAGCUGUUUGGAGGAGCUCCUGAUGAUUUCCCAACGGAGCUGGAGUCCCGGCGCGAGGAGAUGCUUCAGCAGCCGCUGCUGGGCGAGGAGAGUCUGUUAGUUCGGCGCUCGAGCACCUAUCAGAGCCUGUGCUCUGACGAGUCGCCCCCCCGCCCCACACACCUGCCCCUGUUCCUGCCGGGACGCAUCCUGUACAUCACAGAGGACGGGCCCACACGCAGACACUGCUUCUCUCAGGUGAGAUACCGUGCCGAGUGGUCGAGCGAGGCCUCGUUCCGUAAUGUUCUGAUCAGCCCGCGGAUGAUCGCCGAUCACAUGCCUGACGUGGUUCUGCGGGCGCUGCGCAGUCUGACCCACGAACACCCGUUUGCUCUCUGCUCGUCCUCCACGAGCAACAGCCACCUGAACGUCAUCUGAGCUCCUCACAGCACUGUCGGGACUCGGAGAGAGAGUUACCGGACUCCGCUUUUAUUUUACCUGUUCAUCUCUGCAUCUAUACUCCCGUUAGCCUGCCUGCUUUUUAAAGGCUUCAUGAACUGACAUAUAUUCCCGUCGUGUGACACUGUUUUUAAUCCUGUGUUGUUCGGCUGUAAGAGUUCCUUUCGUUUUUGUGUUUGUUCAAGAUGAGCCAUUAAGAAAAUGUCAGUAUCAUCAGUGUUUUGUGACGUUUCGAAAACGCCGUCUGAGAUUUGGAUGCAUGGCACCAGACGCAUGACAACACUUCUUCUGAUGUAGACGAGACUCUUCAUUUACUCCACUGCAGCCUUUUCUGGUUUUAUCAGCAUAUCAUGCGCUUUUCCAAAAUAAAAAUGCUGAGGAAGA